AUGCGUAUUCAUCGACUUUCAGAAGAAAUAGCAAAUAAGAUUGCAACAGAUCCUGAUAAGUGUGCAGAUUUUAUGUCAUAUCUUGAGAGAUACUUGGAAUUUUUGUAUAGUAUUUUUGAUUCAGAGCAUCCAAUAAUCAACAACCCAAUAAAGAGCAAGGCUGUUGGGCGACCAAAAAAAAGAAGAAUCGGAUGUGAAAAAGAGAAUAUGUCCAUUGCUGCU
Dentiscutata heterogama is the source of this 222-nucleotide messenger RNA. NCBI's taxonomy places the organism in Eukaryota, Fungi, Glomeromycota, Glomeromycetes, Diversisporales, Gigasporaceae. The record is from the annotation of a GenBank genome assembly.